Molecule: messenger RNA, 591 nt
Organism: Striga asiatica
Lineage: Eukaryota; Viridiplantae; Streptophyta; Magnoliopsida; Lamiales; Orobanchaceae
Source: the annotation of a GenBank genome assembly
AUGUUGCUCGUUCACGUCGAAGCCACCAUCUCAGCCGCGCAACUUCUUCAGCAGAUCCCGUCCUCCGCCAUACACGACCAGCAGCAGAAUUCCCAUCAGCAAAUUUCUAAUAACAGCCCUGGCAACCACUGCCAAAUCCCUCACGGCUCGAUUCGCCGCCGUCAUCGGCGUUUCCGGCGCCGCCGCCGCCGUCGCCCGUCCAAGGGCCCGCUCGCAGGCGUCGGCCUCCACUGCCACGUCAGCCAUCCCAUUCUCGGCGAACUUGGGGUUUCCCCUGAUCGACUGCUCUGCCACGGGCACGUCGGCCUCGAUCACGGCCCUGUACACGUCCGCGCACUUGCCGAGCGGCGCCUUCAGGUGGGGGUGGGUCUUGACGAGCCUAGCGGCGGCGGAGAGAGCUUUAUUGGUCUCGGACUUGACGGCCCUGAUCAGGAUAAGGCCGAGCCCGGCCACGUCGGAGCCGGCGCUGGUAUGGUCGGCCCGGAUGGUGGUGAGGCAGAGGCGGUAGUUUGGAGUGCGCUUGCAUAUGGACUCGAUAAGGGAUUGGUUGUUUUGCGGUGGUUUCGCGGUGGCCGGAACUAUCGCCGGUGA